Molecule: messenger RNA, 561 nt
Organism: Vicia faba (fava bean)
Lineage: Eukaryota; Viridiplantae; Streptophyta; Magnoliopsida; Fabales; Fabaceae
Source: the annotation of a GenBank genome assembly
AUGUUCUCCCCAUUGAAGUGUGUAAUAACCCGUUUCUCCUCAACAGAGUAUGCGCUUGAGUUGCCUUCACUUCAAUGCUAUUUCAGGGAACAAUCUUUGAUAAGGGUUCUCCCCAGUGCAGUCUCUUUAUUCCAAUUCCUCCUGCUUUCGAGUGAAAUGCAUAUUGGUGGAUUUGAUACAACAUUUUACCUCCCCAGUGUGACCAGCACUUUUCGAGAAAUUCUUGUUCAGUGGUUACUGGUUCUUCCCGGUUUGAGGCUAUCUAGUGUUCGGCUUGUUUUAGAUCCAAUGGAUAUUGGGCGAGUAGACACUCGUUACCUUUUCUCAAUCCCCUGGCGUUUAGAUAACGUUCUAAUUGUUUUGGUUCAGAAAGGAACUGUUACAAUUUGGUCGAGACCAGUUGAUACUGCAUCCUCCCGCCACCGUCAAUUCCCGGAAGAGCUUUCUCUAUCCCUGUCGUCCCCUCAUCGAUAUCGCCGCGACAUUCUCCAUUCGUUCUUCGAUUCGACUUCCAGACAACAUCUUCUCCAAACUUUUCAUCUCUUCAAUUUGGUGCUUUGA